CAAAGCCCACCUACCAGUGCAAAUUUCCCCUUCCCCACAACCAUACGCGGCGGCGGCGGUGUGUAGACAGAGAAUAAUGGAGGGGAGAGAAGACGACAAGAAGGGCGGCGCCGCCGCCCCCGGCAGCUCAGCGCCGGGGACGAGAUUCAAGAACCUGGUCUCCAGGGAAUACUACAGCCACAAGAAGAAGGUGCACUCUGUAGCAUGGAACUGCAUAGGCACAAAGCUUGCUUCAGGCUCUAUAGAUCAUACUGCCCGUGUCUGGAGCAUUGACCCCCACGGCCAUUCCAAGGUUAAAGACAUUGAACUGAAAGGCCACUCAGAUAGUGUAGAUCAAUUAUGCUGGGAUCCAAGGCAUCCUGACACAGUUGCCACUGCAGCUGCUGACAAGUCAAUUCGCCUUUGGGAUGCACGAAGUGGGAAAUGCCAAGUUGUUGAACUCAGUGGAGAAAACAUCAACAUCACAUACAAACAUGAUGGCACUCACAUAGCUGUUGGAAAUAAGGUUUACAAUAACAGAACAUGGGAGGAUGAGCUAACCAUAGUGGAUGUUCGGAAGCUCAAACCUGUCCACAAACAGAAGUUCCCUUACGAGAUUAAUGAGAUUGCAUGGAAUAAAACUGGAGAUUUGUUCUUCAUCACCACUGGGCUUGGAUUUGUUGAGGUGGUCAACUAUCCUUCCCUUGAUGUUGUCUGCAAAUUAAAUGCCCAUACAGCAGGGUGCUAUUGCAUAGCAAUGGAUCCCCUUGAUAGGUAUUUCGCUGUUGGAAGUGCAGAUUCACUUGUCAGUCUUUGGAAUGUCAAAGAGCUGCUAUGCAUUAAAACCUUCACAAAACUUGAGUGGCCUGUCAGAACAGUUAGCUUCAAUCACACUGGAGAAUUUAUUGCAUAUGCCAGUGAAGAUCCUUUCAUUGACAUUGCCAAUAUUCAGACUGGACGAUCAAUUCAUCAGAUUCCAUGUAAAGCAGCUAUGAAUAGUGUUGAGUGGAACCCUAAAUACAACCUCCUGGCUUAUGCAGGAGAUGACAAGAAUAAGUACCAGACUGAUGACGGUGUUUUCCGAAUAUUUGGUUUUGAAAGCACAUAAUCUGACGCGGACCAGAUUAUCACCAGCAAGUUGUCUAUGUAGAUUCACACAUCUGGCCUUACAAAUGUAAUUCCACUUUUUUGUCGGCUUGAAUGAGGUGUUUGGUUGAGGGACUGGAUAGUGAAUGCACCCUUGUUUGGUUUGAGGUGUAGAAUGUGCACUAAGCUAGUUCUAAAUGAUGGAUUAGGUAAUUUGACCAAAUUUAAGAGAUUAUCCCGUGAUGGACCGAGCUGUGACUGCCAAAGGUGAUUUUCGCAAACCAAACAUCCCAAAACCAAACAGUGUUGUUGUAUUGUACCUUAUGUGGUUACUAGAGAACAACUUGCAUUGUAUCUUAUCCGACAGAACAUUACUGAAACAUAUUAAAGUAAAAUAGAUCAAAUUUUGUA
This is a messenger RNA of Hordeum vulgare subsp. vulgare (domesticated barley), 1476 nucleotides long. Its product is annotated as THO complex subunit 3. NCBI's taxonomy places the organism in Eukaryota, Viridiplantae, Streptophyta, Magnoliopsida, Poales, Poaceae. The coding region runs from base 77 to 1087 and encodes 336 amino acids. The transcript is spliced from 11 exons. The record is from RefSeq and is a predicted model, not a curated record. Gene Ontology annotation, cellular component: THO complex part of transcription export complex. Gene Ontology annotation, biological process: mRNA export from nucleus. Gene Ontology annotation, molecular function: protein binding.